Lymnaea stagnalis (great pond snail) is the source of this 4869-nucleotide messenger RNA. Lineage: Eukaryota; Metazoa; Mollusca; Gastropoda; Lymnaeidae. The record is from the annotation of a GenBank genome assembly.
UGACGAAUUUGUUUUUGUGUUGUCCGGUGUCGAACUAUUAUAAAAGUAGUAAACUCAACGCAUUCAAGUUUUCUACUUAUGAGACAGAGGAUAAUUUAAUUCGAAGUCACUUUACGAUAUUUACAUUCCUUACAGUUAAAUUUUGAAGAAAAGCAUGGCAGAUCCACGUAUCAAACAAAUCAAAAUUAAAACGAACGUUGUUAAAAGGUAUUUAUUUUAGGCUACGGCUUUUCGGAACCGGGUAUCAAAUGUGAGAGAGUGGAGAGGCUGGGUUUAUUAGUAGACUUAAUAGUUUAUUUUAAAAUAUUUAAAAUAUUAUUUUAUUUGUAGAGUUUUUAAGACAAAAUUUGGUAUCAAAUAAACAAUAAUUGAACGGACUAUAUGUUUUUAAACUUACUUAUUCAGUUUAAAUAAAAUAAAAAACCACAAAUGACAUCUGAAAAGCAUUUAAUGUAGUAGUCUAAGUUAAGUCUAAAGUAAGGGAUCCUUGCCCAGAUGUUUGUCGGAAUUAUUCCACCUGGGUCCCUUCAGAUCAAAUGAAUGCUAUUCGGAUGUCAUUUGUGGUUGUGUGAUAGUAUAUUUAGUUAAACUAAAGUAAAACAUCUAGUGUAGUCUAUUCAAUUAUCUUCCAUUUCAUACCAAAUUUUGUCUUACAAACCCAACAACCUCUCACUUCUGAUACCAGGGUCCCAAUAGUCACUUUGUUAUUUUACUUAAAUUUAAAUAAUUAAUAGGCCUACUGCCUACUACUCCCCUCAUCCAUAACUUGAUUAUUAAUAAUAUUAAUAUCAAGUUAAACUACUAUUAAUAAACUUGUCUAAAUAUUACUAAGUAGCCUACUCAUUUACUUAUGUCAUGAAUGAUGAACGUACUUGACUUAAACUAAACUUAACGACUUAAACUUUAAACUAAACUUAACUAGUAUUACACUGAUUACUGGGCUGAGGCCAAAUUAUUAAUUAUUAUUUAAUCAUAUUUAAACUCCAUUGCCUAGAAUUAUACUUGGUCACUAGACCUAUUAAGUCUAAGUAAGAAUAAUAAUAGGCCAGGGGGCAACCAUAACCCAUAACAUACGUUAUCCUCUAGAGGCGAGAAAGGGAUCUAAGUCUAAGAAAGUGUGCGGGGGUUUAAAUAUCUUAAGUGAUGUCACUCAUUUUUUUAAUCAUCCAUCCAUUUUAAACCUAAAAUCCACAGUGUUGUUGAACGCUCUGUUGUUGUGAUAUAAAUAUUCGACAGAAGACAGUAGAUGUCACUAAUAUACAUUUAAUAGUGAAGUUUGUUUUAGAUUAAAUUUAAAUUAGUUUUUAGUUUUUUAUGGUAGUAAGGGAGAUGAAGGCUUCUUGCAGACACGUUCAUUGUUUUGUUGAGUUACUUUUUUCAGGUUUCCCUAUAAUUUUUUUCACUGGUUUCCUUUUUUAAAUUUGUACUAUUUUAUUUAACGUAGUGGGGGGUGUAGAGAGGGAGGUUGUUCCUGAUAUUUGGGACAGGGUGACACACUUUAUGGAUGACCACUAAAGGCCCACUUGUUCAAGUGUAUGUGGCUGGUGGGAGAGGGGAGCUGUAAGUACAUGUAACUUACAUUACAUUUAUGGAUAUAUUCUACAAUAAUUAUCCUGAAAUUUCUACAAUCCAAAAAUAACCUAUUUAUAUGAAAGUCCAUAAAUAAAAAAGCCUAUUUGUAGGCCCUAUGUUCAAUUAAGCCAUCCAACUAUCACCUAAACAUCUGUGAAGGCUACACUAUAAUUAUUAAUAUAUCAUGGCAGUAUUUCAUCAUUAAUAUCAUACUUUAGCUUUGUGUUUUUCCUCCAAUUUGCCAGAAGCAGAUCAGGCAGCUUUUUAUAUUUUAGGUUAGUUGCGACUGUUUCUUAGUUGCUUAUUCCAGCUGGGACAUAACCCAUGUUGAACUAAAAUAAGUAGUAAGUCAUUGGCUCUUGGAAUAUAAUUAAAUUAACUCCAGACUUCCAGGAAUAGGAUGAGGAGUACAGUGAACGGAAAUUUGGUCGAAUCUUUCUUUAAAAUUUUCGUCAAAUUUCUUUUUGAACGCACUUUACUACAUAGUGAAACAAAAUAAUGCGUUCAAAAUGAAAUUUGAAGCAAAAUUUUAACUUAAAAAACUGAAAAAAGAUUCCACCAAAAUUCCGUUCGAUCAAAUUACCGUCUUUCAAUUUCCCAUUGACGAAAUUUCUUUCUAUCAAAUUUCCGGAUGCGUAUUUUAACAGCUGCAAGAUAAUUUGAUUCAAUGUAAAAGUUUUGAAGGAAGAAUAGUUAUUUAUUGUAAUUGGGUAUUGAUGAAUGCUAAUGCGUCCCCUAAUAAAAUUUGGCUUGUCACCUUUGACCUCACUAAUGUAGAUCUUCUAAGUAUUUAUUAGGUUGGCUAAGAUAGCAUUAUGUUCCCCAUAUUAUCCUUAGUUUUUUUUUUAGUCAUAAUUAACUCUUUGUAACUUUGUUGUCUGUAUCAUUAUAAUUAUAUGUAUGAUGAUUGAUUGAUUGAAUACUUUUAAAGGGCUUUUGUCCAUGCUAUUUGAACACGCUCACAGCAUUUAUUCAGAGAAACUUAGGUAUUAAUAUUUUAUGUGGUGUAGAUUUUGUAUCUUUAACUUAUCGAUAUUUAUUGUUUUGUAAAUAAAAGUUUAAUAAUUUUGAGAACGUUUAAGAUUUCAUUUGAUUUACUAAAUUCUCAAAUGUUCUUGACCUGUCUUAAAUGUAUUUUUGGCUAUUUUAUAAUAAAAUCUCCACAUUUUAUUGUUACGGAUAUUAGCUUGCCUUGUUUACAUCAUGUUUAUUUCAUGUUUCUCGUGCAUGAACUCUGGGUGACCCCAAGUUUGGCAACAAGAUGGGUGUGGCCUAAUUAUAAAUUGUCUCCUUUGACCUUGAUACAUGUAAACAUAGUAUCUAAUCGAGUUCAGUGGAACUUAUAAGAGGGCCCUAGGUACAGAUACAGUGCGUCUGGACCCUUUCUGGAAAAGUCUCUAUGAAAGACUAUAAAUAAGCCAAUCCACAGAGGGAGCAGUAGAGCUAGAAAGAGACACAUUCAGACUUCGAGAAAAAGAUUUGUGAUUAGGACAUGAGGAGAGAGCGAGACUAAUAGACUGACAUACUGUUCUGACCGUAGAUUUGUAUAUUUUAUUUAUUGUUUGUGUGUGCACCUUCCCAACAUUGCACCGGUACCAGUUCAUUGUUGUACUGUAAGUGAAUAGUUUUAUUCUAUUUGAUUUUGUAUUGUAAAGUUGGCUUUAAUAAAUUUGUUACUUGUAAUUCGCCCUAGUUUUCGUAUCGUUCUUUAUUACUGUUUUUAAUUAAUGGUUUCAUCCUUUGUUGUGUAUUGUUUGUUACAAGCCAUAUAGUAAAAUAAGAGCUUAAAUUCUCUACAUAUUAUAACUGUGUGUAACACUUAUGUUAAUUGCUCUGAAAGGUUAACAAAAGAAAAGGAAAGCUAUGAGAAAGAGGCAGUCCAACUUGAAGCAAGGCUGGAGAAACUUAAAAAUGAAGGUGAAGAUGAACAUGUUCUAAGAAAACAGGUAAUUUAUUAUUAUAUAUUAAUUAUAUCCCAUAUUUGCUUUCAAAACAUUUACAAAUUUAUUUAUUUAUUUUUUUUUUAAAACCCAAUUGAAAAUGUUUGUUCAAGAUACCAGUUACUGUAAUGUAAUCAAAUAUUUUUAAAGCCCAUAAUAUGUUUAGAUGAACUUUAAGGCUAACAUUUUUUUAAAAAUCUUUCUGAUUGUCUUACUCUAAUUUUCCUGUCUGUUAUCUUAGGGUGAGGUACUUCAAGAAUCCAGGUCAAUGAUUCCUGACACAGUACGAAGACUGAGAAAAGCUUAUGAGGAUUUGGAGGAACUUCUGGUGUGUAGUUGUAUUCAUGUAACUUAUAUGAUUUUGAUGGAGUGUUCCAGCAUAAAAAUGACAAACCGAAGUGUUAGCUGUGUUACAGACCUGUUUACUCUUACGAUUUUGGCGUACAAUGUAAGAUUUCGAGGUUUAUACAUUAUAAAUACUGUAUGUUUUUUUUUUCAAUGAAGAUAAUGUAUUGAACGAUUUUGUGAUGAUAUUGUACGAUUUUAAGAGUUUGAGGGUAAACAGGUCUGUUGUUAUCUUAAAGGAUGCAGAAUAUUGCUACUGAGUUUUACUGUGUGGCAUUGCUUGAAACAAGGAAGUCCACACUGUAUCAUUCCGUAGACAGCGUAUCUAACAAUUUUUCAUAUAAUAAUUAUACUUACAGUCCAAUAAAUUGUUUAAUUGCAGGGAAAGGAGAGUGAUCUUUCAGAAGCUGAAGAGUUCACACAAGCCAAAGAUGCACUCAAGCUUGCACAGCCAAUUAUUGCAUAGAUUUCCUUUUGAAAUUUGGCAUAUUUAUUACUGUAUUUUGUUACUUUGAAAUUAAUCAAUAACAAAAAUUAUUUUAGCCCAAGAAGUGUGUCAUUUUAAAAAUGACGUAUCUGUGAAUAAUUUAUGCCAUUGCAAGAAUUCCUUCUUUUUGCUAAUUUUUUAUUUGCUUGUUAAGGUGAAUAUCUGAAAUAGAAUUUCAACUUUCUCCUGUAAAUAUAAAUAAGUUGCUUUUUAAAUAUUGAAUCAAACCAAAUAAAAUAAAAUAUUUUUAUUGAUUCUUUUCUUCUUCUUCUUAAAAAUAACAUGUUAGUCAGCACUAAGUUUGUAAUAUUCACAACUAAGUUAAAGAAGUUAAGAUUAAAUUGUUUGAAAUGUUUGGGUCCACUUUCUGUAAGACCAUAAUAAAUUAGCACUGGCUCAAUAAGGAAGGAAAUGAGAAAAAUAAAUAACAAUGUGUGAAAAUCUGAGUAGAAGAAAACAAAACAGAAGACUGCGUUUGACUGUAGGUGUGUACUGUGAUGAUGGCCUAUAGUAAAUAGUAGAUCU